Molecule: messenger RNA, 2376 nt
Organism: Fraxinus pennsylvanica
Lineage: Eukaryota; Viridiplantae; Streptophyta; Magnoliopsida; Lamiales; Oleaceae
Source: the annotation of a GenBank genome assembly
AUGGGAUCAUCGGAACUGAGUUUGACUUGUAGACAAUCGGCUAUGAAACCUUAUAUUCCUAAAACGAUUGGUGAAUUUCUCGAAGAAGUUUCGUUGAUCAGUAACUCAUCUGAAAGGCUUUCUAAGCUUGAUGAUUAUGUGAAGAGACUCCAAGACGAAAUGAAGAAGAUAGAUGCAUUCAAACGCGAGCUGCCUCUUUGCAUGCUCCUCCUCGCCGACGCAAUUUCUACAAUGAAGGGGGAGUUAAUGCAUUGCAAAAAAUCAAGUACUGAGCCAAUAUUGGAAGAAUUUAUACCAUUGAAGAAAAUUAGCGAUGAUUCAGAUGAAAAAGUUGAGGUUCCAAAAGAUGAAAUUGUUGGCAGUAGUGAUAAAAUAAAUUGGAUGAGCUCUGUGCAGCUAUGGAACUCUGAUAAUCAAAAUCCUUUCCCAGAUAUUGAACUCGGCAAGAACAAGAAAGUCUUAAAACAAGAUAACAAAAGGAGAGCUGAAGAUGAAAAUAAUCGACCCGUCAAUUUGAUGGAUGAACUGUUACAGUCCAGUUCGUCUUCUGCUGCUAAUGGUCAAUUGAAUUCAAGGGCGGGGCAGCAGAGGAAGCAGAGGAGAUGCUGGUCACCUGAAUUGCAUCGGAGAUUUGUCAAUGCCCUGCAACAACUUGGAGGUCCACAAGCUGCAACUCCCAAGCAGAUCAGAGAUCUUAUGCAAGUUGAUGGUCUCACAAAUGAUGAAGUCAAGAGUCAUUUGCAGAAAUAUCGGCUUCAUACUCGAAAAGUCCCACCUACAACAAGCACCUCUUCGAAUCAACCCAUAGUACUUGGAGGUCAGUGGAAGUCGCAUGAACAGCAUGGUGAAUCCUCGAAGCAAAGCAAUUCCCAGUCGGGUUCUCCUCAGGGCCCUCUACUGUUAGCUGGAUCAUCUCGAGGUACUUCCAUGACCGGAGGCAAUAGUAUGGAAGACGAAGAUGAUGAAAAGUCGGAAAGCCGCAGCUGGAAAAGUCACAUUCACUUGCCCGGAAGAGACGAUCUUGACUACCAAAGGAAAUCAACCAAUGGCGAAGGGAGCGGAGGUGGCGAUCGCCAGGUUAAUCCUUCAGAAAAAAAAGAUGAUGGUGGUAUCAAAGAGGAGGAGAAAAAAAAUGAAAGUACAACAAGCGGCUCUUUCAAAUUCAAUGCGGCGGCGCCGGAGUUUAUGCCCAAAUCUCAGGCCUCGACCCAGGUGCCGAUAUCCGGGUAUAUUUACCCUUUAAUUCAAUACAUUGAUGGGAGUGGUGGGAAAUGGAUUUACGUUUCUGAUCAAGAAACGAUCCCACAUUUGGUCACUCCAAAUGCGAAUGUGAAGGGCCAUUCGGGUCAGUCACAUCAUCAUUCCAAGGAUGUUCUUUCUGAUGAGAUUAGGCAAAAGAUCAUUAAACAGGUAGAAUACCAAUUUAGUGACAUAAGCAUGUUAGCUAAUGAAGCCCUGGUGAAACAAGUGAAUAAAGAUCCCGAAGGCUUUGUUCCAAUAGCUGUUGUUGCAUCUACAAAGAAACUCAAAUCCCUCAACAUUAGUCAUCAAUUGGUGGCACGAGCUCUUCUAUCCUCUUCAAAGCUGAUUGUGAGCAAUGAUAGCAAGAAGGUAAAACGUAAAAACCGGUUCACGGAUAAAGACAAAGAGGAGCUGCAGUUGCGCACUGUUGUAGCUGAAAAUCUACCUGAUGAUCACUCGCAUCAGAACAUUGAAAAAAUAUUUAAUGUGGUCGGAAGUGUCAAAACAAUCAGAAUAUGCCAACCGCAGGAACCUAAUUCUUCCCAAUCUAAAAGCGAUUUUAUCAUCAGUCAUAAGCUCCAUGCACUAGUAGAGUACGAGAACGCCGAAACAGCAGAGAAAGCAGCGGAGAAAUUAAACAAUGAAAGAAAUUGGAGAAAAGGCUUGCGUGUGAGAUGCCUGCUUAGGCGUUCGCCGAAGUCCGUGCUCAAGAAUAGGAAGUCAGAUUUCGAUGGCUAUUCAGAUGAUGAAGAAGGACCGGUCCUUGAACUACAAAAAGAUUCCCCUCGUCAAAAUACCUCGGGAUCAGUUGAGAUUAAAGAAACUUCGGUUGGGUCGAAGCAAACUUGGGCUAGAGGUCAAGGGAAAUCUAGGCAACGGACUCAAUUUCACAGCAUGCGCAGCCUUCCUAUUCCAUCUUCUCAUUUGGGCAGCUCCUUCAUAGGUGAAGUAUCUUCGAGACAGACUGCUAAAGGGCCAAGAAUGCCAGAUGGAACCCGAGGUUUCACUAUGGGCAGAGGGAAGCAAUUAGUGUCCCCGUCUAAUCUCUUUAAACUCAGUGAGGUAAGAAUUGACACUUCUACUGAAGUUAGCCAUGCUGCAAGAGUUGGAAUGCCUUCAAGAUAUUGUAGUUAA